CGGUCACUCAGCAAAACAAGAUGGCGUCCGUAGAAGACGAAGCCGGAGCGGGAACAUCCAAGUUGAGCAUCGAGGAAAGAUUGGAGACAGGAAUGGCAUUGAAAGAGAAAGGAAACGAGUAUUUUAAGAAACAGGAGUACAGAAAUGCAAUGAAAAAUUACCACAAAGCGUUGCUGUACGUGAAAGGUAUCAUUGAUCGACCAAAUCUGCCAGGUUUAGAAGCGUCGGAAGAAGACGUUUCUGACGAAGCGAAAAAUAGCAUUCACAAAGUACAGUUCAGUUGUUACAACAAUUUAGCAGGUAAGAUAAGUAUUUUAUAGUUUGCAUAGAAGACAUUUUUGUUUCAUGGGGAAUUGACGUAAAUUUUGUGAUUCGCCAAAACCAUUCUUCUGUUUCACAGCUGUUUUAAUGCAUAGUAAUAUUUUUAAAAUGGUUCCAGCUUGCUUAUUGAAAGAUGGUCGGUGGGAUCGAACGGAGCAUUAUUGUACCGAGGUAAGAUUAUAAUAGAAGGAGCAUUUAAAAUUUCAUGGUAAUUUCCUCAGAAACUUUUGUAAGAGUGAUCUAAACUAAAACAUACAUAUGAAAUUUACACAUUCAUCAUUUCAAACCACAAGCUUUAAUACAUUGGGCUAUUGCAACUAAUAUCCGACACCCCCUGCCCCCCCCCCGGUUGAGGUUCAGUGGAAUUCUUCAGGGGUAAGUUAAUUAUUUAGAGGUAAGUUAUCACCUGGGGUAGGGGGAGGGGGUACGGAUAUGAAAUACAAUAGCCCAUUUUUGUGAGGAUUGAAUUUUUUAUCUGCCAGAAUCCUCCCCCCAUUUAUAGUCUCCCAUCCCAUUACUUCUCCCCUGCCUCCCCUCACCAAAAGAUGCCAGGUUUUCAAAGGGUUUUCAGUUUUUAUAUUUUGACCCUUUGGAUUUUUAGUUUGAGGUACUAACUAAAAUAUAACGGCUCAAGAACACCAAAAUGUUUUAGAGUACUUAGGAUUUUAGAGUACUGUUGAUUUGUUUUAUUAAGCAGAGGUAUUACUGUCACUUUUUAAUUUUCUGCAAUACUCCAAGUAAAUUGCUAAUGAUAAGAAGUGACUUAAGGCAUAAUUGCAGAAAAUUAUCAUACUGACCUCGUCGGCCUGUUUUGGCCUCUGUAUAGCAAUAAAGUUAAAGUGAACAGAUUUUCUCAAUGUAUCCCAGACCAACCCAAGCAGUGAGAAUGCUUAUGACCUCAUGUUUGGAUUUGUUCUCCGGAGUUCAAAUCCUUGUCCACGCUUGUAAAUAGCUAACUGGUUGCCUCCUGCCAGUUGGGGUUUUUAAUCCUGUUAUGUUCUAUUUGCAUUAUUUGUUUACAGAAUUAUUUGCGCAGAGUGCCUGUAAACUAGCUGGUUAAGCUUAGUGCACUUUCCACUUUAAAAAAACCUUUAUUCAUUUUUUCAUUUUAUUUUUUAUGCUUCAAUCUACCCACAAAAUGGCUAACCUUACUCAGAAUGAAAUAUGUGCUGUGCUCUAUUCGAAAAGGCAAUAAAAACAAAAUGAUGGAGAAAAAAUGGCUGUGUGAAAUUUUGCACAUAGCCGGUGUAUUAAACUCUAAAAACCCAAUACAAAUACAAACUGAAACUUUCAUUAAACAUGUAUUGCCGGCGAAGGUGAGGGCAUUACAUGUGUGCCAACGUGUCAACAAGAUCAAGAACGCGACAUCCAUUAUACAACAAUCAAUAAAUACGACAUUACCUAAGGAGUCUGGACACCAUCUUGAAUUCAAAAUUCAAAUCAGUUCCCUCGAUUCCAUGUUCCUAGCCUCUUUCCCUGAUGAAAAAAUGUUUGUGUGUCAAUGAGAUCAAGAAUGUGACAUCCAUUAUACAACGAUCAAUAAAUACGACAUUACCUAAAGACGCCUUCUUGAAUUCAAAAUUCAAAUCAGUACCCUCGAUUCCAUUUUCCUAGCCUCUUUCCACAUUACUGUUCUCAUAAACUAUGUAAGGCUAAAUUGUUGCAUAAAAUUUUAUUUGAAGACAAAUAAUGCAUUUAUUUUAUCCGCAAAAUCUGGAACAUUCAGGAAGCUGAAAAUAAAAUUCUUGAAUGUCUGCAUGGGUGUUUACUUUGUCUGUUGCAGUAUCUCAGCUCAUUACGUUCCUCAAUUUAUAGGCCUUAAAACUUCAACCCCAAAAUGCCAAAGCUUUAUUCAGAAGAGGGCAGUCAUACUUCUACUUGAAGGACUUUGAAAAGGCUGAAAGAGACUUGAAAGCUGCCGAAAAGUUGGAGCCCAAAGGUUUGUUAUCAUUGACUAGGAAUAAUACAGCUGUCUCUCUUUGCUAAUCACCACUAGGAACAUUUUGCAGGAGAGAUGUCUGCGAUUUGGCCCCCCAAAAAUGAUACUGAUAAGGCAGAUCCCAAAAGAAUAUUUCAUAAAUUUUAAGGUACAUUGUACUUACCUCUGAAGCGUGUCAAGCUUGUUUACUGUACAUGUUAUUGCAAAAGAACAAAAGUUUUUGUUCAUCCUUGCCCAGUUGUUUUUUCUAGGUCUGUUCAGUUGUUGAUUCAUUUAUUCACUAAUGGUAAAAAAUGAUCACUCUUGACAAAGUGACAAACUUAAAUGCUAAUGCAUAAACUCUAAAAUGUUUGACAUUAUUGUGAAUCUAAGAACCAUUGGUGCUUCAUACGAAACAUGUCUUGAGAAAUUGUAUAAUUUAUCGUCUAAAAGACCUUCUCUGCCAUAUAAUGAGACCUCCUGGUGAAUGGGCUUUAAAAUUUCUCAAUUAUUUUUGCACCCUUUCUAAAAACCAUGUUGGGAUUUCAAUUCAUUAUCUUUUUAUUAUUAUUAAAAGUAGUGUUUCGGUUUCCUUGCUAGAUUCAAGUAUAAAGAAAAUGCUGGCUCUCCUUGAAGUAGAAUUGAAGAAGAUUAAAGAAAAGGAGAAAAAGAUUUAUGCAGGAAUGUUUGAGAGACAUUCCCAGAAAGAGUAA
Messenger RNA from Porites evermanni, 2952 nucleotides. Lineage: Eukaryota; Metazoa; Cnidaria; Anthozoa; Scleractinia; Poritidae. The record is from the annotation of a GenBank genome assembly.